UGUCGCUCUGGCUCUGUACUUCUUCGAACCAACCAGCCACAGCCAUGAAGGUAGCUUCAAUGAUUGCCCUUGUGGCGGUAAUCGCCCCGUCUGACUGCUUCCUGGCCCCACAGGCCGCUCUUCGGGGCUCAUCGUUCGUGAGCAGGGUGCCGACGGCAGUCUCGGAAGCUGCUGCUGGCUCGCCUGCAGCUCCUACCCGAACGCCCGUGAGCAUGAUGAGCAAGAGCAUUGACCUGACAGGCAAGGUAGCGUUUGUGGCUGGAGUGGCGGACUCGUCCGGGUACGGGUGGGCCAUCUGCAAGGCGCUGGCGGAGGCGGGCGCAACCGUGACGGUGGGCACGUGGCCCCCGGUGCUGGGCAUCUUCGAGAAGUCGCUCAAGAAGGGGACCUUCGACGAGGACAUGAAGCUCGAGGACGGCUCCAAGUUCGAGAUUGCGAAGGUGUACCCCCUAGACGCCGUGUACGACGUUCCCGAGGACGUGCCGGAGGACGUCAAGACCAACAAGAGGUACGCCGGGCUGUCGGGCUUCACCAUCCAGGAGGUGGCCGAACAGAUCAAGGCAGACUACGGCACGGUGGACAUCGUGGUCCACUCGCUCGCCAACGGACCGGAGGUGACGAAGCCCCUCCUGGAGACGUCGAGGAGAGGGUACCUCGCCGCGUCGUCCGCCUCGGCGUUCUCCAUGGUGUCCCUCGUGCAGAAGUUCGCCCCGAUCAUGCCCAAGGGCGGCAGCGUGGUCUCGCUCACGUACAUCGCCAGCGAGAAGGUUAUCCCCGGGUACGGUGGAGGCAUGUCCUCGGCGAAGGCGCAGCUGGAGUCGGACACGCGCGUGUUGGCGUGGGAGGCGGGGCGGGAGUACGGCGUGCGGGUGAACACCAUCUCCGCGGGGCCCCUCAAGUCCCGGGCGGCGUCCGCCAUCGGCAAGGAGAAGGGCAAGAAGACGUUCAUCGAGUACGCCAUCGACUACAGCAAGGCUAACUCUCCCCUGGGACAGGACCUGUACAACGACGAUGUCGGAAACGCGGCGCUGUUCCUCUCGUCAGACAUGUCUCGAGUCAUCACGGGCACGACCAUGUAUGUGGACAACGGUCUCAACACCAUGGGUCUCGCGGUCGACUCGGAAUCCAUGAAGAAGGACUAAGACGGCUGGCUGUUGUUGCGGUCUGUUUUUACCGGUUUUGUCUUUGUGAGAGUUGGCCGACGCUUUGGCUUCGGCCCUUCGCCCGCCCUCGGCGGUGUUAGAUUUGGAAGGUCCCCGCCUCUCCCAUGCCGCUCUCGCUAGCUACCCAAGGAUAGCCUCUAAACCGGUAUCGCAACGCCCCUCACCCGUUUGUGAAGCUUUGGGUUUGGUUCGGCCUCCUGCCCCUGCUUUGCACGUAGUAGCUGGUUUCAGUGCUGAAAGCGUUAUUUUUACUCCGGAGGGAGGGGGGGGGGGAACGCAGCCGGAACAAUCGCGAAAGGAGAGCAUACCCGGGUUUCCGGAUUAUGGCUAGGAGGUGGUACACUCGCACAGGGGAGCCCAUCCGGCGUCUCUAUUGUUGUCGCACACAGUCGACAGCAGUACCGUUGUAGGGCGUGAUUUACAGACUAUUAGUUUAGUAUCAGCAAUCACAUUUCGACCGCGCCUGUUUGUUUCUCGUGGGUCUACGUAGUGGCGGUAUUGGCAGGUGUUUUUUGUGUCUGGGUUCACACCCUUAUAAUAGAUUGGGGCCUAGAUGCUUCAUGGCCCUGCGAGUUUUCUCGCAGGAAUUGCGAGGUGUUGAAGCAAGUGGCGAUUGCGAAGGGAACCCCGCCGUUACGUGAUGGGGGUCUCCGUUUUCGGUAUCCUCCCUCGUGCAGCAGCUAUUGUUAUGCUCGUUUAGAGAGGUGUAGAGUUCUCCGUCUAUGGCACGGGUAGUCUUUGGGGCGGCAGCGGUUUCACCAAGAGGGAAAUCAGGCUGCUUAACCCGAACGCUGUACUCGCAAGAGAGAGGUAAAAUGCCACCGAAAAACCCUUGCAAAGAUGAUUGCAAGUUUGGUGGUUAGACAGACGGGCAAGGCGUUGUCCCCACCAAUGUUCGAGAUGUGUUGUCACUCACCACGCGAAAACAGUAUUGAGUUGGGUUGGCUUGGAAACAUGUAGUUUGGUCUUGUUGCGAGGAAAAUAGCCAGGAACUUGCCCACACCCGGCACGCGCCACUGAGCGGGGAGAGGGUAGGGGACCGAGAAUCGAUCUCUCUCACUUU
Ectocarpus sp. CCAP 1310/34 is the source of this 2226-nucleotide messenger RNA. The record is from the annotation of a GenBank genome assembly. NCBI's taxonomy places the organism in Eukaryota, Phaeophyceae, Ectocarpales, Ectocarpaceae.